This is a messenger RNA of Phaedon cochleariae (mustard beetle), 2088 nucleotides long. The record is from the annotation of a GenBank genome assembly. Lineage: Eukaryota; Metazoa; Arthropoda; Insecta; Coleoptera; Chrysomelidae.
AUGGGUAAGAAGCGCAGGCUGAACAAAUUCAUAUCGAAGUGGAUAAAAAGCGAUCUGCCCGACGAUCGCACCACCGUCUUGCUGCUCGGCGUCACCAGGAUACCGACGUCACCCUUGGCGUCGCGACGGCCCUUCCCUCCGGCCUCCGGCGCCCUCACGGCGAGGAGGAACUCUUCGAGGGGGGCGGACAAGAAAGGCGUUGUCGUCGUGAGAAGACAUUCCUCGAAAAAGACCGAGGGGAGGGACAGAGUGCAGGUACGGAACCCUGCGUCGCACCAUCAACAACAGAACGUGGCUGAGGCGCCAUCUAACGGCCUACCAGACAAAUGCGCUGAAGGCGCAACAGACACGGGGAAGUCGAGUGACGGCGUCGAGAAAAUACAGGUGGCGAUGGAAAAGUCCGUGGACUCCAUAGGGACGUGCUCCUUGGACUUGGAGAGGUCUGUGGACUUGUCUUCAGAUCUGUCCGAGAUAUCGUCAACAGGCACACUGCGCAGCCGCGACCUUUCCACGCCUCCCGCUUCCUUCCACCACCAACAACACCCCCACCCCCACCACCACCAUCACCACCUACCCUCCUACUUGAGCCUAGCGUGCGCCGUUAACGGAUAUUCCACUUCGACGCACUACGACCCCUCGCGUCUGCUGUCUAGAUCGAGGGAUGUUUCGCCUCAUCGCAUCGACAGCGACCAUCAUCUGACCACCGUCGACGACAAGGGCUGUUCUGCCACCUAUUGCCUGAAGGACAACUUGCUGAGUCCGCCUAAUUUGGUGCCGCUACCGGGCAGAAUAAAGAGCCGCAGCCCCAUCAUGGAGAAGGCCAUAGCGAUGAAUAGGCACGGGGAGUUUUACAGCUCUAUGAAAACCUCGACAUUCAUCAGCAAAGAAACCUUCACCGCGGGCUUAUUCCCGACCAUAGCCAAAGACACCACCGAUGGUUGUAUGGAAAAUGGCCAUCACAGGAUACAGAGCAAAUGCGUAAGCUUCGAGAGUAAAAGUGUCACGAAUCUCAACGGAAAAACGAAGUGCGUUUCCGAGACUUCCAUGAAGCAAGAAUAUACCAAUGGUUCGGAAACGAAAUCGUUCAUCCAGCAGCGCGUCGAGCGUCUGUACGGCCCCGGAGCCCUAGCGCAAGGCUUCUUCGUCACCACCAGGUCGCCCUCGAAGAAGCGCCUGUCGGAGUCCGAGGACGACUCUAAGCCGCCUGCCAACGGCGACAGGCACUCCAAGUCCAUGCAGGACAGGCUGCUCGAAGACUCUUCGCCGUCCGAACCGGGCAUGCGGCAGAGCACCAGCAGCCCCACGUUGCCCGUGAUGCGCCACCUGCGUCCCGAGUUCAGGGCGCAGCUGCCCGCUGUGGGGGGCGUGGCCAAGAGGGCGGGGCCGGCGACCGGCGUGGGCGCGAUGGCGAAGAGCGUCACCGUGCCCGAGCUGAAGGACGAGGGGGAGGGGCUGGCAGGGGGCGUGGUCGCGGCCAAGGAGGCGGUGGGCGUGGCGGAAGGCGGGUCUGUCGGGAACGGUAGCGUUGAAAAAGACGGCCACUAUUUCUUGCUGAUAUUGGAAGACCAGACCAAGAGACUUCUGGAGUUGGCAGCUAGGGUAGAAAACGACAUGUUGACUGCAGAUUUGUCCGAGGAUCUCAUCGGUUUGCUCAGAUCUACUUCCGGGAAGGCUAGACUGCUGGUCAACCAGAAAAUGCAGCAAUUCAGAGGACUGUGCACCAAUAACAUCAAUAGAAGCGCCGGCGAAGCCUUCCCCACCACCAACGAGGACCUGCAGGGCUUCUGGGACAUGGUGAUGCUGCAGGUGCGCCAGGUCGAUGCGCUCUUCGGAGAUAUCGACGAGCUGCGCGCCAACGGUUGGCGGGAGGUGCCUAAAACGCGCCCCAAGCCCGCCAACAAUGGCACCGCCAAGAGCAGAAGGGCGGUCGUGGCGCCGCCCAAAGCGCGGGUACCGACUGCGGCGAGCGAGGAGGCCAGAAGGCAACGUGAGGCGCAACGAAAGAAGCUGAUAGAGGAUAGGAGGAGGGCGAUGCGCGAAAGCAAGUCCCAGGAGAGUAUCGAAAUUUUCGUGCCAGAGACCAGCUGA